GUGUUAACCGUCAUCAUCAGUGUACAGCUGAGUGCGAAACGUAAACAUUAGCUACAAAUCGGGAAAUUGAAAGUGGGAAAUUUCUUGAAACAACACCAGCGAAGUUAUAAUCUGGAAGAUCUAAUCAACGCAACAAUGGUUAUCUGCUAAAUAACCUCCAAGGAAACCAUUCGGAGCAAAGAGGAAUCAUCGGCACAAAGUCGCGAACCCACACGCACACACACAUACACACACGGUGAUUCGAGUGCAUCGCAAAACCAUCCGCGGAAAAGCGUCCCGUCGCAGCUGGUUCUGGCCACGCGACCUGCAUCACACACACACACGCACGCACACAUCAUGAUCACGCUUACCCGGAAGAAGAAGGACUCGGGUGCCGGUGCGAUAGCGGACAAACGCAUCUCGAUUCGGGAGUUUCUGCUGGUGAAGGAGGUGCAAGAGCUGGAGCAGAACCUGCCGAGCACCUGCAAAAUAUCCUUCCAGGACGCGAAUGUGCUGAGCGAUUUCAAUCUGUCCAUCGCACCGAACGAAGGGUUCUGGCAGGGUGGUCGGUUCAAGUUUAGCGUGCACGUGCCGGAGGAGUAUAAUAUGGCGCCCCCGAAGGUGAAAUGCCUGACGAAGCUGUGGCACCCGAACAUCAACGUCGAGGGCGACAUUUGCCUCUCGCUGCUCCGACUGAACUCGAUCGACGGGCUGGGCUGGGCACCGACGCGUCGCCUCAAGGACGUCAUCUGGGGGCUGAACUCGCUGUUCACGGACCUACUGAACUUUGAAGACCCGCUCAACAUCGAAGCCGCCGAGCAGUACUCCAAGGACAAGGACAAGUUCCAGGCGAAGGUGCGGGAGUACGUGUCCGCGUACGCGCGGAGAUAAUCCGGAACGGACCGGCGCAAAAGACGACGACGAGUGUGCGUGUGAUAUAAAUUAAGAAGUUAGACCGGAACAAGCGACAGAGCGGAGGACAGCAGCCAGCAGCAUCAACUCAGUCAACUAGCUUCAGAACCAGCAACAAUUGCCACAUUGGAACUUUAAUCGCAUCUGGAAAUGACGUCUUCUAAUUUAUCGGUUUUUAGUUUCCGGUUUGGCUCCGCGAGCUAUUUUUUGUUGUGUACGGUGAAUGUAUUUAGAAGCAUUUUGAGGUGUUUUGUUUUGUUUUGGCGCUGAACUGCAUGGAAUCGUUGGACGAGUAAACUAUUAUUUUACGACUGUACGAUGAUGAAGGCAGGGUUUUAAAUUUCAAAGUUCCAUGCAGGCCAGAGCAAGCGUGCACCGGACAUUGAUUGAGUUUUGAAAAUAUAUAUAUUUUGUUUCUUUACUGUAA
This is a messenger RNA of Culex pipiens pallens (northern house mosquito), 1318 nucleotides long. RefSeq names its product NEDD8-conjugating enzyme UBE2F-like. The transcript has 3 exons. The coding region runs from base 337 to 870 and encodes 177 amino acids. Lineage: Eukaryota; Metazoa; Arthropoda; Insecta; Diptera; Culicidae. The record is from RefSeq and is a predicted model, not a curated record.